Molecule: messenger RNA, 975 nt
Organism: Guyanagaster necrorhizus
Lineage: Eukaryota; Fungi; Basidiomycota; Agaricomycetes; Agaricales; Physalacriaceae
Product: terpenoid synthase
Exons: 2
Coding region: 1-975 (324 amino acids)
Molecular function (GO): carbon-oxygen lyase activity, acting on phosphates
Source: RefSeq, a predicted model, not a curated record
AUGCUGUCUUCAUACCACAGUCUUCUCCGCACUAAUACAUUCCUUUUCGUGUUCUCCUCAGGACGAUUACUUGGGUUUCCAAACCCCCUACCGAAGCAGACCACUGAAGAUAUAAUACGAUCUUUUCUGCACCACUUUGACACCACCAACUUGCCGUCCGUCGAGGAUGCUGCACUCGAGGAUCUUUGUUACAAAGAGGCCGUCCGUCGAGGAUAUGCCGUCGACGUGCUCAGGCCCUACCUAACGGUUGGGCUCAACAUCACCGCUUCUGCGUACCACCACCUCGUCGAUGACAACAUCAAAGUAUAUAUUGUCUUCUUCACCGCAUUCGCGACAUACUUCGACGACGUGUAUCCUGAUGACCCCGACGCCCUGAUCGGUGUUCCUGCUUUUACAAAGAUCCUAGCAGGAACCUCUUAUCUCUUUGGCGAAGUCGCUGCUGACUUUAUCGUCCAAGCGGCACUCAGAUUCAUCACUUCUUUGAUCCUCGAGAUACGAAGUAAAUCUGAACCGGUGAGUACCCUUAUCUCUCUGACAAAUGGCACACUUACUCAUCGACCGAGACAGACACACAAAGUCGACAAAUACGCCAUAUUUCUUCGCGAGCUAAGCGGGAUCGCCGAAGCCUACGCCGUGUUCAUGUUCCCCGCCGAGCUGCCGUAUAACCUGUAUGUCCAAGCUCUCCCUUUCCUACGCGAAGUCAUCAAUUUCACAAACGACAUCACUUCGUUCUACAAAGAGGAAUGUGAGGAUGAGGAGCACAACCUCAUAUCGAUUUUGGCGGAAGCCAACGGCGAACCAAAGAGCCAGGCUCUUCUUUCCGUGGUGAAAAGGUGUCUCCAAUCACAUGAGAGAGUUUUGGGUAUCUUGUCACCGCACGAGGAAGUGCGUAGUAAAUACGAAGAGUUCCUGAAAGGGUAUUUGGCGUUCCAUCUGGGCGCGAAGAGAUAUAGACUUUUUGAACUGAAUUUGUAG